This is a messenger RNA of Pipistrellus nathusii (Nathusius's pipistrelle), 525 nucleotides long. The record is from the annotation of a GenBank genome assembly. Lineage: Eukaryota; Metazoa; Chordata; Mammalia; Chiroptera; Vespertilionidae.
AUGGCAUCCCCCAGAACCGUAACUGUCGUGGCCCUCUCAGUGGCCCUGGGACUCUUCUUUGUUUUUAUGGGGACUAUCAAGUUGACCCCCAGGCUCAGCAAGGAUGCCUACAAUGAGAUGAAACGUGCUUACAAGACCUAUGUCCGAGCACUUCCUCUGCUGAAGAAAAUGGGGAUCAAUUCCAUUCUCCUCCGUAAAAGCAUUGGUGCGCUUGAGGUGGCCUGUGGCAUUGUCAUGACCCUUGUGCCUGGACGUCCCAAAGAUGUGGCCAACUUCUUCCUGCUUUUGCUGGUGUUGGUUGUGCUCUUCUUCCAUCAGCUAGUCGGUGAUCCUCUCAAACGCUAUGCCCAUGCCCUGGUGUUUGGAAUCCUACUCACCUGCCGUCUGCUGAUUGCCCGAAAGCCUGAAGACCGGUCUUCUGAGAAGAAGUUCUCACCCCAAGGAAACGUAGGAAAUGCGGGGAAAGCAGAGGAGCAGCCCUCCUUAUAUGAGAAGGCCCCUCAGGCCAAAGUGAAGUUGUCUUAG